CCCACUGACGCUUGGCUAGGGCGCAGGUAACUUGUAGCAGCGAAGGUUGGGCGCUGUAGCCCGUGGAGUCCACCGCGAGCGGCCGGGGCUGCCAGAGUCCUUGCGCCAGCAGGAUGUCCCUUGCUGCAAGCUACUGUGUUAUCUGCUGCAGAAGGAUAGGAACCUUUGCUCCCCGAUCAAAAAGUCACACAUCCUGGAGAAAUAUCCGAAAUAUUGUAAGAUUUACCGGAUCCCUCAUUGUAGGGGGUUCUUUAUUUAUUACAUACCAAGUGCUGGCCCUGAAAAAGUCUUUAACGUUGGAUACUCAGGUGGUUGAAAGAGAAAAAAUGAAGUCUUACAUCUAUGUGCACAAAGCUCUCGUGGACAGUUUAGACAACCAUGGGAUUGUUUGGCAGGCAAGAAAAGAACUUCACAGAGCAGUAAGGAAAGUGUUGGCGGCGGCAGCCAAGGUACUGCGGAGCCCAUUUGCUGGUCCCUUCAGCACAGUUGACAUAGAAGAUCAUGACUGUGCAGUGUGGCUGCUCCUGAGGAAGAGCCGGCAGGACGAUCUAGCAGCACGGCUGGAGGCUGUGCGGGAAAUGUCAGAGGCUCACCACUGGCAUGACUACCAGUACAGGAUAAUUGCCCAAGCCUGUGACCCGAGGACCCUUAUUGGUUUGGCACGAAGCAAAGAAAGUGAUCUUCGCUUUUUUCUCCCACCCCCUCCUUUGCCGUCUUUAAAAGAAGACUCCUCCACCGAAGAGGAACUCGGGCAUUUGCUGGCUUCUUUACCUCAGACAGAGCUUGAUGAGUGUCUCCAGUAUUUUACAUCAUUGGCUCUUAGUGAAAGCAGCCAGAGCCUGGCCGCACAGAAGGGCGGACUAUGGUGCUUUGGAGGAAACGGGCUUCCUUACGCAGAAAGCUUUGGGGAAACCCCCUUAGCCACAGUGGAUAUGCUCUCUCUAGAAGCCAUAGUAAAGCACUCAGAGAUACCCUCACACUGUGACUAUAUUGAAGCAGGCGGGGGCUUGCAACUCCUGCAGAGACUCUACCAGCUUCACAAGAACUGCCCCAAAAUACAGAGAAGUGUCCUGAGGAUCAUUGGAAACAUGGCUUUGAAUGAGCAUCUUCACCCUGCUAUCGUCCACUCAGGCUGGGUCUCUCUCUUGGCAGAAGCCUUGAAAUCCUGCGACAUUAUGGAGGCUUCCCACGCUGCCAGAACCCUGGCUAACCUGGACCGAGAAACUGUGAGUGAGAAAUACCAGGACGGAGUGUAUGUGCUCCACCCCCAGUGUCGGACAAGUCAGCCCAUUAAAGCCGAUGUCCUUUUUAUUCAUGGCCUUAUGGGAGCAGCGUUUAAAACCUGGCGCCAGCAUGACAGCCAGCGGGCUCUGACUGAAAAUGCUUUGGUGGAUGAAGACAGGUACACUACAUGCUGGCCCAAGACAUGGCUGGCCAAGGACUGCCCCGCUCUUCGUAUCAUAUCUGUGGAGUACGACACGAGCCUCAGUGACUGGAGGGCAAGGUGCCCUAUGGAGAGAAAGUCCAUUGCAUUCAGAAGCAACGAACUUCUCGGUAAGCUGAGAGCUGCUGGCGUUGGGAAGAGACCAGUGAUAUGGGUCUCACACAGCAUGGGAGGUCUUCUUGUCAAGAAGAUGCUGUUGGAAGCCUCUCAGAAGCCAGAACUGAGCGCUCUUAUAAACAAUACCAGAGGGAUAAUUUUCUACAGUGUCCCUCACCACGGAUCACAGUUGGCUGAAUACUCCAUUAAUAUUCGAUAUCUUCUCUUCCCCUCUCUGGAAGUCAAAGAACUCAGCAAGGACUCUCCUGCACUGAAGAUGCUACAGGAUGAAUUUCUGGAGUUUGUGAAAGACAAAGACUUGCAGGUGCUGAACUUUGUAGAAACACAACCAACAUUUAUCGGCAGCAUGAUUAAACUGCAAAUAGUGCCCGUGGAGUCAGCAGAUUUAGGCAUUGGGGAUCUAAUUCCUGUGGACGUCAACCACUUGAACAUUUGCAAGCCGAAGACAAAGGAUGCGUUUUUGUACCAACGUACUCUACAGUUCAUCUGUGAAACUUUAGCCAGAGACCUUGAAAACUGACAGCUACAUUCUUCCAUGUUUUUGUGUGAAUACAGUGCAGGAAACGUGGUGUUCUCCA
Molecule: messenger RNA, 2139 nt
Organism: Rattus rattus (black rat)
Lineage: Eukaryota; Metazoa; Chordata; Mammalia; Rodentia; Muridae
Gene: Serac1
Product: serine active site containing 1
Exons: 17
Coding region: 114-2081 (655 amino acids)
Source: RefSeq, a predicted model, not a curated record